CAUCUCCUCAGCAACAUUCCAAACCGAAGAGACAGCUGACCUGGGUCCCAGCAUGGUCUGGCCAGUCUAAAUACUGAACAGGGCAGUGGGACCCGGCCUCCCUAGUCUCCCAACCAGAACAAACAGAGGCAUGCGGAGGGCCAGCGGGCCAGCUAUCCCAGACGCCAUGGGCAACUGGAUUCCUCAGAGGGAACACAUCUCGACUCCUGCUCACUGCCCACUGACUGACCACCUCUCAAGGAUUUACAGGGAUGUGGACAACGUAUUUCCACAUGCACAGCAAUAGAGGCUCAGCAUUGCCUUGAAGGAGGUUUUUACUUCAUACAUUCUCAGAUUUGCUGAGGAUGGAUAGAGACUUCAUCGACAAGUUACAGGAACAGUGCAGUGACCACAUGUCAUUUCUGUUGUAUAGGAAUGGUUGUUUGUAUUCAUAAAACUCCUGGUCAAAACAUCAUCUUUAAACUAAUACUUUACACUGGAUUUGUCUUAUGGAAAAUCCCUCUCCUUUUAGGACCACAUGUUAUAGUUCUUGUUCUUUUUUCAGAUGUCUGUCUCGUUUUAGUUUUGCCCAGAAGAACUGGGAUUUCUUGUGCAGUGAAAGGGACACAAUGCAAAAAGCAUCUGUUCCAUGAACAAGAGAUGUAGAAAGAAAAAAGUGUACCAAAACACUCUUCAGCCCCGCUUGAACAAAAAGGGAAACAUUCCUUACCCCAGGACACUUUGAACUGGUGACUAUGAUUCCUUACCCCAGGACACUUCAAACUGGUGACUCUCAUUCCUUACCCCAGGACACUUCAAACUGGUGACUAUCCAGGAAAAUAAAGAAAAAGGAGUACAUUGUUUCUGCAUAGAUCUGAUGAUUUAUUGACGGGACACAUCAUGCAAGCAGGUUUACAUUUUGCCGUAAUCACCUCCAUCAGAACCAGACGAAUAGACUUUAAGAUGAAAAAGUCUGACAGCACCAAGUCCCUGCUAAUUAAAUCUGAACAGCUGCUCCGUAUCGAGGACCAUGACUUUGCAAUGAGGCCUGGCUUUGGAGGGGCAGCUAUUCCUGUGGGCAUAGACGUGCAGGUGGAAAGCAUUGACAGUAUAUCUGAAGUCAACAUGGACUUCACCAUGACUCUGUACCUGAGACACUACUGGCAGGACGACCGGCUGGCCUUUCCUUCCAGCAGCAAAAAGAGCCGGACAUUUGACGCUCGGCUGGUGAAGAAGAUCUGGGUGCCGGACGUGUUCUUUGUCCACUCCAAACGUUCCUUCAUCCAUGACACGACCAUGGAGAACAUCAUGCUGAGGGUGUACCCUGACGGCAACAUUCUCUACAGUGUCAGGAUCACUGUGACUGCUCUUUGCGCCAUGGACUUCAGUAGUUUUCCUUUGGACACACAGAAAUGCUCACUGGAACUGGAGAGCUAUGCGUACAAUGAGAACGACCUCAUGCUCUACUGGAAGAACGGGAAUGAUUCAUUAAGGACUGAUGAGAUCGUUCUCUCACAGUUUUUUAUUGAAGAAUUCCACCCUUCCUACGGGCUUGCCUUCUACAGCAGCACGGGUUGGUAUAACAGGCUCUACAUAAACUUCAUCCUCAGGAGGCACAUCUUCUUCUUCAUGCUGCAGACCUAUUUCCCCACCAUGCUGAUGGUGAUGCUCUCCUGGGUGUCCUUCUGGAUUGACAGGAGGGCUGUGCCUGCCAGAGUGUCACUGGGUAUCACAACAGUUCUGACCAUGUCCACCAUCAUCACAGGCGUGUCAGCCUCCAUGCCUCAGGUGUCUUAUGUAAAAGCUGUGGACAUCUACCUGUGGGCCAGCUUUCUGUUCGUCUUCCUGUCCGUCAUUGAGUACGCCGCUGUCAACUACUUCACCACUGUGGAGGAGAUGAAGAAGCUCAAGGGGGGAAAGAUCCCUGCAGAUUUCAAUGCCACUCAAACUAUGGCUUUUGACGGAUGUUACCAUGACAAUGACAUUGACCUGACACCCUUCCCAGAGCUCCUCAGCACCCCCAACACAGAGCGGAGUCGGACGGCCACGUCGAGGAACUCUGCUGCAGAGCCCCCACCCACAGAGGGCACCAGGCUACGACGCAAAAAAUCCAUCAAACACAACCUCAGCUUCAUUAUGAGUAACAGCUACAUGAUUGACUCCUACUCCAGAGUCGUCUUCCCCAUGACCUACCUGAUGUUCAACAUCAUCUACUGGAGCUUGUACUCAUGAGUGUGUACUCUACUAAUAAAUAUUGAUAGAACUACACUGCAGAACUACACUGCAGAACUACACUAGAGAACUAUACUGCAGAACUACACUGCAGAACUACUCUGAAUAACCAUACUGCAGAACCAUACUGCAGAACCAUACUGCAGAACCAUACUGCAUAACCAUACUAGAGAACCAUACUAGAGAACCAUACUAGAGAACUAUAUUCCAUAACUAUACUAGAUAACUACACCACAGUACUAUACUACAGAACUACACUGCAUAACUGCACUACAUAGCUAUACUACAGAACUGUAUUGCAGAAUUAUACUGCAGAAUUAUACUACCAUACAUGAUCUAAUAGGUUAUUCACACUGACAACAGCAUCAUCAUCAAGCCGUUGUAUUCUUCCACCCAUUGGAUUAUGACCUAAACCAUUGGUGUCUACCAGAGUGCAUUGUGGGAGUUCUGGACUGUCAAGCCGAACUGAAGAAAAGAGACUACUGAGUAAACCUGCUUUUUAUUAGAAAUCUGCAUUCAGAUGGGAAGUUGGUGGUACUGUUCAUGGGAGUGUUUCUAUUGUAAUACAGGUUGCAUACUGGUAAUUCACCAAAAAUGACAGAUUAAUUAACAGGUCAUCUAUGGCAAUGGUAACUUUGGUAAUCUAACUUUUGAAAAAAUAAUUUCAAUAAACUCUGAAACACUGCAACUCUUCCAACUAUUGACUUUUUUCACAACUGCCACCAGUUUGGUGCCAAAAAAUUCUACAAAUACAUAUUGAAAUAGUAAAAUAAUAAAAUAAUAAAAGCGUGUAAAGAAAACCUAAUGGAUAUUUGAUGCUGAAACUCUCAUAUUAAACACCAAUGGUAUUCAUUAAAUUGCUGGUUUAUAUUUAGGAUAAUGUUUUACAGAUUUGUAUAAUUUUAGAAUCAUCUUAUUUGAGUAUUUUAAAUGUUUUACACGUGAUAAGGCCACACAGAUGGCCAGAGAUAAUGACAGACACCUGUGGUAAUCUGAAGUACCCAAAAAGGGCCACUAGAUGUCUUGUGAUAAAUUACAUUUAAUCCUUUAAAAAGUUACUAAAAAAAUGGUGGUAGUUUACUGGUCAACUUUGAAAGUUUCCAGUAAUAUACUCUCCGUUUGCAACCCCAACUGUAAUGGACAGUUGUUUUUUGUCCACUGGUUUAUACAUUUAGUUAAUGUGAGUAGUAUGAAUUUAAAUGUGCAUGAAAAUGAAUGUAUACAUGCAUGUGUCUGUCAAAUCAGUGAAUAUAAGUAAAAAAAAUACUAUAUCAAAUUAGCUUAAAAUAAAACAUUUAUUUUAAUUUA
Molecule: messenger RNA, 3519 nt
Organism: Oncorhynchus mykiss (rainbow trout)
Lineage: Eukaryota; Metazoa; Chordata; Actinopteri; Salmoniformes; Salmonidae
Source: RefSeq, a predicted model, not a curated record